This is a messenger RNA of Pelmatolapia mariae (spotted tilapia), 2072 nucleotides long. Its product is annotated as tripartite motif-containing protein 16-like. The transcript is spliced from 4 exons. Gene Ontology annotation, molecular function: zinc ion binding. Lineage: Eukaryota; Metazoa; Chordata; Actinopteri; Cichliformes; Cichlidae. Bases 174 to 2072 code for a protein of 632 amino acids. The record is from RefSeq and is a predicted model, not a curated record.
CACGGAGGAGAGCUGCUAAAACUAUCUGCAGUUUGAAGAUGACUGAAACCAACGUGGUGAUACACAAAACUUGACAAGCUUCAUUCACCACUGAAACACUUCAACUAUGAAGUCAAACUAGGUUACCAUCUACAAAAUAAAUGCUCACACACCUACUGUCACUGAGAGGAUAAAUGGCACAGCAAGGAGUUCAAGUGGAUCGAGAAACCAUCACUUGUUCAAUCUGUUUGGAUCUACUGAAGGAUCCGGUGGCUAUUCCCUGUGGACACAGCUACUGCAUGAACUGUAUUAAAUCUCACUUUGAUGAAGAGGACAGGAAGGGAAGCCACAGCUGCCCUCAAUGCAGGAAGACUUUCAUACCGAGGCCUGUCCUGGUUAAAAACAUUGUGUUAGCAGAUUUAGUGGAACAGCUGAAGAAGACUGGACUCCAAGCUGCUCCAGCUGAUCACUGCUAUGCUGGACCUGAAGAUGUGGCCUGUGAUGUCUGCACUGGGAAGAAGCUGAAAGCCAUCAAAUCCUGUUUAUCUUGUCCAGCCUCUUACUGUGAGAAACACCUCCAACCUCACUAUGAUGCAGCUCCAUUACAGAAACACAAGCUGGUGGCCCCCUCCAAGAAGCUCCAGGAGAACAUCUGCUCUCGUCAUGAUGAGGUGAUGAAGAUUUUCUGUCGUACUGAUCAGCAGAGUAUCUGUUAUCUCUGUACAAUGGAUGAACAUAAAGGCCAUGAAACAGUCCCAGCUGCAGCAGAAAGGACUGAGAAGCAGAAGGAGCUCGAGGUGAGACGACUAAACAUCCAGCAGAGAAUCCAGGAGCGAGAGAAAGAUGUGACGCUGCUUCAACAGGAGGUGGAGGCCAUCAAUGGCUCUGCUGAUAAAGCAGUGGAGGACAGUGAGAAGAUGUUCACUGAGCUGAUCCGUCUCAUCCAGAAAAGAAGCUCUGAUGUGAAGCAGCAGGUCAGAUCCCAGCAGGAAACUGAAGUGAGUCGAGUCAAAGAGCUUCAGGAGAAGCUGGAGCAGGAGAUCGCUGAGCUGAAGAGGAAAGACGGCGAGCUGGAGCAGUUCUCACACACAGAGGAUCACAACCAUUUUAUACACAACUACCCCUCACUGUCAGCACUCAGUGAGUCUACACACUCACCCAGCAUCAAUAUUCGUCCUCUGAGCUACUUUGAGGAUGUGACAGCAGCUGUGUCAGAGACCAGAGAUAAACUACAGGACAUUCUGAGAGAGGAAUGGACAAACAUCUCACUGACAGUCACUGAAGUGGAUGUUUUACUGUCACUACCAGAGCCAAAGACCAGAGCUGAAUUCUUAAAAUAUUCAUGUGACAUCACACUGGAUCCAAACACAGCACACAGAUGUCUGUUAUUGUCUGAAGGAAACAGAAAAGCAACAGUAAUAAAACAACCAUUACAUUCUGAACAUUCAGAUAGAUUCACCUUUUGGUUUCAGGUCCUGAGUAGAGAGAGUCUGACUGGACGUUGUUACUACGAGGUGGAGUGGAGUGGGAGAGCAAUUUAUGUAGCAGUUGCUUACAAAAAUAUCAGUAGAGUCCUCGGUCCUCCAGAAAACAGAAGCCCAGGAAAGCCCCCGGACCAGACGGUGUUUCACCCUCCUGCCUCAAAACCUGUGCUGAACAGCUGGCUCUCAUCUUUACCCCCAUCUGCGGAGCUGUGUGAAGUUCCCUCCUGCUUCAAACGCUCCACCAUCAUCCCGGUCCCCAAGAAACCCACCAUUACAGGACUGAAUGACUACAGACCUGUCGCCUUGACGUCUGUGGUCAUGAAAUCCUUUGAACAACUGGUGUUAGCCCAUCUGAAGGACAUUACAGGCCACCAGUUGGACCCCCUUCAGUUUGCCUACUGGGCAAACAGGUCAGUGGAUGAUGCAGUGAACUUUGGGCUGCAUUACAUCCUGCAACACCUUGACCGCCUGGGAACUUAUGCCAGGGUCCUGUUUGUAGACUUUAGUUCGGCUUUUAACACCAUCGUGCCUGAACUUCUCUCUUCCAAACUCUCCCAGGCUCAGCGUGUCACCAUGCAGCUACCUGUCAGUCGAUCACCAGCUACCUGA